Molecule: messenger RNA, 3122 nt
Organism: Bufo bufo (common toad)
Lineage: Eukaryota; Metazoa; Chordata; Amphibia; Anura; Bufonidae
Product: kinesin-like protein KIF19
Exons: 20
Coding region: 1-3069 (1022 amino acids)
Biological process (GO): microtubule-based movement
Molecular function (GO): microtubule motor activity; microtubule binding; ATP binding
Source: RefSeq, a predicted model, not a curated record
AUGAAGAGCGCAAAAGAUGACUUUAUGUACCAGCCGAUCACGGUUGUUGUGCGUAUUCGACCACUUAAUCAGGCUGAAAUAGAGGAGGGGGUGCAGUGUAUAACAUAUAAACUGGGAGAACAAAUGUUACUACUGAAGGAUCCAAAUGAAGAUCCAGAUGAUGUCUGGAGAAUGAAUCGUUCCAGGCAGAGAACCUUUGUGUUUGAUGAGGUGCUGGACCAGUAUGCUUCGCAGGACUGCGUGUAUGAGUCAACGACAAAACGCCUGGUAGAAAGCAUCGUCUCCGGGUACAAUGCCACUGUCUUUGCUUAUGGUCCAACAGGCACAGGUAAGACAUACACCAUGCUGGGAGUGGAUGGCGAUCCUGGAAUAUUCAUUAGGACUCUGAAUGAUCUCUUCAGGACCAUCGAGGAGAUUAGUGACAGCGCAAAUUAUUCUGUCUCGAUGUCCUACCUGGAGAUCUACAAUGAGUUAAUCCGCGACCUGUUAAACCCUUCGUCUGGGUUUCUGGAGCUAAGAGAGGACUCUAAAGGAAAUGUGCAGAUUGCUGGGAUUAUGGAAUUCUUCACGAACAACGCUGAAGAGUCCAUACAGCUGCUAAAAAAGGGAAACAGACAUCGGACGCAAGAACCUACUGCCGCUAACAAGACCUCUUCCCGAUCCCAUGCAGUGCUGCAGGUCACUGUGAAGCACAUGAGCAAAUCACACAAUGUCCAAGAUGUGCUUAGGAUCGCAAAGCUGUACAUGAUUGAUCUGGCGGGGUCAGAGAGAGCGGCGCAGACACAAAACCGAGGCCAGAGGAUGAAAGAGGGGGCGCAUAUCAACCGCUCCCUGUUAGCACUCGGGAACUGUAUCACAGCACUGAGCGAGCGAGGGGGGAGCCAUGCUCAUCAUAUAAACUACAGAGACAGCAAACUGACUCGGCUCUUAAAGGACGCAUUAGGUGGGAACAGCAGGACAGUCAUGAUAGUGCACAUCAGCCCGGCCGCCGCCGCCUUCGAGGAAUCCCGCACCACGCUCAUCUAUGGCAGCAGAGCCAAGAACAUCAAGACAAGGGUGAAGAGGAACUACGAGAGCGUCACACAGCACAUUGCUCAGUAUGGUGGAUCCAUCUCCAACCUUCACCGAGAGAUCCUUCAGCUGCAGAGCAGCUUCAGGCAACACGAGCGAGAGCUAAGAGAACUCAAAGACAUGGGGCUAAGGAUGCGAGACAGACAAGAAGUCGGACUUCAGGACGACCUCUCAGAUCAAGAUCAUGUCAGUUUGGAAGAACAGCUCAUCAACACUUUUCAGGAGCAUCUGGAAGUGAGACGCAGCCUCCUGCAGCUGAACAAUGCUAAUAUGGAGAUGCGUAUCGAUGCCAUCAGACAUCUGGCCACCAUUGCUGACUGGGAGCAGGAGAAAGCUCGGGAAUCCACACGGCCAAGAAGAGAUAAGGUCACCGAGGACAUAUACUCAGGGGACGAGGCGGAUGAAGAAGAUGCAGAUGUGGUUGAGCCUCUUGAAGUCGUGGUGGCCAGAGAAGAAAUUAAUGUGCUUCUUGCAGAGCAGAAGAAAACUGCAUCUAUGAUGGAGGAACUGGAAGAACUUUGGGCAAGAGCUAAAAUGAGGACAUCUCAGCUGGAGCAGAUGAUUCCAGAUCAGCUCAGUAGUGACCAGCGGGAGGUCUUUAGGUUGCUGCACAAACUCCACGAGUUGCAGGUCUGGAAUACAGAGCUACGGGCCCGGAGUGUCUGCAAGGACAGCAGUCUACUCUACCAGAAGGACUUUGUGAUCAUGAGCUACCAGCAGUACAAGGCCUUAUGUGAAAAGAUCAUCCAUCUGCAAAAGGCUCUCAUAGAAGAUGACAAGGCUCUUGGUCCAGAGCUGCUGGAGAAGCUUCAUCAAUCAUACUCAAAGGAGAUAGAGGGUGGAACGAUAGGCCGACUGGAGCAGCUGCACUCCCUGUUAUCAGGCAGACUUAAAGACGAUACAGUGCAAAAUGGGGUUGACCCGGAGAAUAAUGGAGGUUCACUCCUGCACCUGGAUAUAGAACAACAAGAAAAAGCAGUGAGUGACAGGAAGAAGAGCGGUGGGUACUGCACAAGAUACAGCUUGUCUCCUUACACCGUCGAUUCAGACAGUGACUGCGGGACUUCUAAAUCAACUCCUGGAUUGAAGCCCACAAGACAAAAUUCUUCCCUGAGCCUAACACCCUUUCACCAUUUGAGGACCCCAAAACAUCAGACAGUGAAUUAUCCCUCCAAAGAAGGCACACCGACCAUGUUGUUUCCGAAUUCCUUUAAUCGGAGAUGCUCCCUAUCUGUCCUGCCGCUCAGCCCUGAAGCCCUGGAAGAGAUUGCUGCUAGAACGAAAAGCAUCUCCCUAGUUGCGGCCAAGAGACGUUCAAACGUUGCCAGCACCGAGUCUUCAUUCAUUUUAAAGAAAGAGAAUGGCGUCCCCUCAUUGCAUGUCCCAGAGACCCCGAGGAUCGUACUUCUUCCACCUCUAAGGAAGGCUGUGAGCACAGAAAGCGUGGCCGCAAUAGCUCCAAGGAAAGAUGAGGACACCAAGCUCCUCGCCUCUGCCAGUUCCAAAAAACUCCAAAUCCAAAAAAGCUUCUGGGGAAAAAGGUCCCGCUCAUUUGAAGCUGCCUCUUCACAGCUGACAAAGUCUCACAGUAUGCAAAGAGCCUAUCCCAACAGACGUCAUUGGACAUCACCUCAUUCCGAAUUUCCCACCAAGCCAACACGGAUUGCCUCUAAAGACAAGAUCAUGUUGAAUACCAAGACAUAUGUGAGGCCCAAGGGGAAGAAGAGUAUUCCUAACAACGUGCCACCAGCAACCAUGAUGCCUGAGAACUGUGAUCAACAAACCGGAGAAGGUCUUCUUCAGGUUCUUCAGGUCAACAGGACGCCUCCCAGCAAGAUCCAGCAGAUCAAUGCAGGAUCAGAGAAGGGCCAAGUCCUACACAAGAGAGUCAAAGGUCCAGGAGAAGUCACAGCUGGCAAAUCCAGAUUUCCAGGAAAUCUACACCCCCAAUACACCGCGGGCAAAAUCCCAUCAAGGCAGAAGAACAGGAGGAAAUGACCGGACUGGAAAACGUCAAGAACCUGUGAAUUGUGUAUAAGUGAAAUCUUGUA